AUGAAAUUAUGUUGUUUUAUGUACAUUUAGGGUUCGAAUCGGAAACCUGUGACUGAAAUUCAAAGUUGGAUCGGUAGGACUCCCAAGCAACAUUUUAGUUACGACGUGACGAUAGACGAUGCGUAUACCUUCAACUGGGCGUUCCAAAAGGUUACGAUAGGUGAUAACAUAACCUCGGAAGGUGUGGCAAAUGAUGUGGCCAAAAUUUAUGACAUCACAGUGCUGAACACGGUCUCUGGAGGUGCUUCUGAGUGCCAACCGUGUCCGCAAGGAACUGAAUCGCAAGGGGUCUUGUAUCGCUGCAUUCCCUGUCCUGCCGGCCAUUACUUGAAAGAUUCAGAGAACCUGGAAUGCUUUCCUUGCCCCUACAACACGUAUUUGUGGAAAGCAUUGCCUCAAGGACCAGAAUCUUGCAAAUCUUGUGGUCCGGGCCUGAGGAGUGAAGAUGGACAAAGAUGCUACAGCGACUGCAGAGUCUAUUUAUUUGACGGAACUUUCUUCGAUUUGACCACUUUGCCCAUGUACACGGAGGUGAGAGGCAGUACCCUCUUCACAGCUAGUGGUACUCAGUAUUUCCACGUAUUCAAUAUUUCUCUCUGUGGCCAGAGUGGAAAACCAGUCGCAGUCUGCAAGAACAAUGUCACUUACCAUUCGCUGGAUCCCCAGACGGAGGAAAUGGUUAACAGCUUUGUGUGUCGCGCCACAAUCGUACCGUCACAAAAUGGAGCUGGAAGUGUGCCACUUCUCACGCAGUCUGUCAGCCUGGGAGACACUUUGAUUGGUAUCACAACCAAACACAAGCUUGGACACUUGGAAGUGGCGGAGGAAUUUGUUCAGAGUGCUGAAGGACAGUCUGACAUACAUUUCUUUUAUACAUCAUCAGAAAAAACCCAAGCUUGCAGUGAAGGGCGCAGUACGACCAUCACUCUGCGAUGCGACAGUAAUUUGGAAGGCAAUGGUAUCAUAUCUCCCCCUUCUUCAUGCUCCGAUGGUACCUGCGAUGGCUGCAAUUUCCAUUUCCUGUGGAAGACUCGACUCGCCUGUCGAGUUUGCACCGAAAGUGAUUAUCAGAUUGUACGUGGCGAAUGCAUUCAUGGCCAGCAGACUGUCCAUUACAUCUCGCCUCAGGGCUGCAUCCUACCUGAUGGAUCCGCUGAGGGGGCGUUCAGACGCACCAUACCAUGCACAGUAAUACCAAAAGAGUUGCAACUUCUGAUCGGAGCAGGAGUGGGAUUUGGUAUCCUUCUCCUUGUCUUAGUUUUCUAUUUCUGGAAGAAAAACAGGAAGUUGGAGUUCAAGUAUAUGAAGCUGGUCCAGUCGAGUUCGUCGAAGGACUGUGAAUUACCGGCUGCCGAGAGCUGUGCCAUCGACGACGACGAGGAGGAGCACUUCGACAGCGUCGCUUUUAGCGACAAGAAGAAAGGAAUCUUGGGGAAGUUCCGCACAAUUAGAGUCGGCAAUCAUAAGGUUUAUAAGUGGGAAUCGGAAUCGGAAGCUCUGGAGGGCUCGUGGACGCCGGCCAACUGAAGAGGGCCUUUGAAGAAAGGGGUGUGUCAUUCGCAAUGCCGUCCGUCCACAUCCGAGGAGAAGCAGUACAGGACUGUAUACCUGGAAGAAGAACAGGCAGAGAAUGAAACAUAAAUUACUAGCUGUCCAAAAUUGGGAAUUCACGUAUUUUUGCAGAAACACACUUAUUUUUUUGAAUCUGGAUAUAUAAAUUCGAACUCUUACUUCCAAAGCCAAUGUGAAGAAAUUAGAAAUCGCAAUUAACCAACUUAAAACGUAUUUAUAUCGAAUGCACUGUUUUAUUUAUCUUCGACAUUCUACUAUUACUAUCAGCACACAAAAUUCCUGAAUGUUAUAUAUGUCAGCUACAAUUUUCAUCUUAUGUGUAGUGGCAACACUAAUGAACUGCUAUUUUUAGGUGUAGGAUUUAUUUUUUAGUCUUAGAAUACCGUGUAUCAUCGUCUGCGAUGUUUGUUUUAAUUGUUUAAAUCAUUCGAUAUGCAGUAACUUUUGGAAAAGAACAAGAAAAAUACAUUACAAGUACGUAUGAGCAGUUUUGCUAGAGCGCCUUCAUUCAUUUAAACAUAGAUCUCAUUGUAAUUGUGGUUUUAAGUGCAUUUAGAAAAGUGUUAUCUAAUUUGUCUUAAUCUGUUAUUAUCGUUUGAGAAAUAGUUUGCAUUUUUCAGUUCCUUUGAGUGUUAAGACAGCUGUAUUGUAAAUAUUCUUUUGCUGAAAUGAUGAAAAAUGAUCAAUUUGUUUGAAAGAUUUAAUGAUGUCAUUAUUCUCUCGCAAAAUUAUACAGGAAAUGUUUUAAGAAUUAUUUUACGAAUCAUGAAUUUUUAUUGAAAAAAUUAUUUCUUUUGACAGUUCCUCUUUGAUUCCAGUAUUCUGCUGUAAAAUUAUGUGCAUUUAUUGUAAUAUUUUAUCAAAAACAAAAUAUCUAGUUAUCUUAAUAAAUUCUUUCAUUUUAAGAACUAUCAUUUACAUCUUAGAAUUAUGUUUCAUAAGUUCAGAAAUUUUUAGAGAGCAUAAUUUUGCACAGAAAACUGAAAUAUUAAUUUAAACUCAAAUUGUGACAUGUGCUGUAGAAGACUUUUCAACGAAGCGCAAUUUUAUUAAUAAUUUGCAUUUUCUUCAAUAUAAAUCAUAAAUUAGGAAUAUAUUUUCAUGUUUACCUUUUUUUUUUUUUUUUUUUUUUUUUUUUUUUUUUGAAAGUGCAAAGUAUGGAUGCUCUUUGAUUUUAAAUUAGUAUACUCAGAAUUAAACAUUAAGAGGUAAUAUUUAACAAAGGUAGUCACAUAUAAAAAUUUAUUGAUUAUGUUUGUAAUCACAUAAGCUUUAUUUUUAAUCUUUUCUAGCUAUCCAAUUAUAUUUAAAAAAAAUUUCAUGCUUAUCUUCAAAUUCUAAGUUUUAAGAAAAGCAGCAGAAAACUUUAAAAGGAAAUUCCUAAAUAAUCAAAAUUUCAGAUUUAAUUUUGUUACAUAUAAGAAUGACUAUUUUUGUUUCAGUGUCUAGGUAUGAAAUCUAGGUAUGAAAACACCUUACCCUUUAACCUUAGCAAAUCUUACUAUCACACUUGUUGAAACGCGUGAAGUGUAAUUUAAAUUUUUGCUUGUAUAUACUGAAAUUAUAGCUUGUAAUGAUGUACAUAUUUAAAAGGAUGUUGAGAGGAUUCAGUGCUUUAUAUCGUAUAAUUUUAAAUAUUUUAUAAUUUUCUUUUAUUUUUUCAUGAUAGUUUUAAUGAUUGAAUUUUGAGCGAGGAAGAACUGAACUUUGUGUGAAAUUUUAAAGUACAUAAAAAUAAUUUAAAUAGAAUUUUUAAGGAGCUUUUAGAAUCUUUAUCUAAACACUUCUUUAAAUUCUAUUCGAUAUCUUUUAUUACGGUUUUAUAUUAGGAGUACAACACGAUAUGUAAUAUUUUAAUUAACUUAAUAUUAUAUGAAAUAUUUUUUGAAUAAAUUAAAACUUUAAUUUUUAAAAAAUGAAAAAUAAAAACGAAUUCUGAAACAGAAUUUAAUUCUCAGCUUUCUAAAAUCAUAAAUACACCUCAACUUUAUAAACAGUGUAUUGCCAGAUGAUAAACGCUUGAAGUAUAUGAAUAAUUAAGAGCAGUUUUCGUUUACUCUUUUACGCAAAUACGACUUUUUUCACUCUGAAUCGAGAUACUUAAAGAUGUGUUCAUGUGUCAAAAACUAUUUCUUACUGUUUCUACUUAUAACAGAUGCUUUUCUUUUUUAUGACACUGACAUUUGGCUUCUAAUUGAAAUACUAUAAAAAAAUAAAUUAUUAUGCUGGAAGUAAAAAUUUUAUUUCGAAUUGCACUAUAAAAUCAAGACAAAAAGAGCUUAAAUUACUAAGAAAAUUGACGAUAUACGAAUACUGAAACAAAAAGUGCAGAAAAGCCCUUAUCAUGCAAUUAAACGAGUAUUGCCAUCCUUGAAGAGAUGCGACCAUAAUCAGAAGUAUGCAUGUGCAAUCUAGACUAGACUAAUAGAAUCAACAACUAAGGUGGGUGGAUGGGUGAUCCGCAAGGUGAAAUUUUUUUUUUUUUUUUUUUUUUUUUUUAAAUCUUUAACUCGUCUUUUGGCUUAAUCAAAGAAAUACAAGUUGCUCAUUAAAUAUGUAAAGCAUUGCCAAAAGCAAUAUCGCCACACCCCCUUACGAAAGCGACAAGUAAAAGAGUAUUUUUAAAUCUCCUCCAAUAAUCAUAUAUUUUCUCAAUACAAUAAAGGACCAAGCUAUUUUUUUAGCGUACUAACAAGAGACUUCUUACAGUACAAUUAUUGCAUGUGCUCUAAAAGAUUCACGAAGAAAUAGCAAUUUUAUAAAUAAUUUUCUUUUUUGAAGAUGGUCAUCAACACAUGUUAGGAAAAUUUUUAUGAUUGCCUCAUUUUUGCAACUCCAAAUUAUGGAUGCUCCUUUAUUUUAAGCUAGAAACCCCAUCAGUUGUUCUACAUGGAUAUUGAAGUAUAUUAUGGUUACUAUAAUUAAGGUAAACCAUAAGCUAACGUAAGACUAAAAAAGCUUGCUUUUUUCAUUAAAAGGUUGUAACCCAACAUUUUUCGUAACAGGAAGAAGAAAAACACGUGAAUGUCUUUUGCGAGGAACAGGACUGUAUGAAAAUGUUGAUUGUUUCUAUAGUUGCCUUGUGAGAAGGAAAUGAGGUCACAAGAUAGGGCUGCCUGUUAACGAUAUUACUGAGCUGCGUGAUAAGGGCUUAACGGUAACCUUGGCGGCUUGCGUUUAAUUAAAAUCAUAAAGGGUUUAAUUUGCAACAUUUUCGCUUCUGUUAUUUUCACACAAAUGUAAUAUGUUUUCCUCGCUGUGCAUUGUAUAGUUGUAUAAAUAGUACACUGCGGGUGAGUGACUGUCUAGUCAGUAAAAGUAUUUUUUUAUUUUCAUUUUUUGGUUUUCUAAACUGACCUGUGAGAGGAACUGCUUCUUCCAGAGCCAUAUAUUUUGAAAUUAUCAAGAUAACUGUCGAACUGUUAUUAAUGAAAUAUUCUAUUGAAUCCAUUUUGUUGUGCUUUGUAUAGUUUGAUUUUGCAUUCCAUAAUAAAAAAAAAAAAUAUCUGUA
This is a messenger RNA of Stegodyphus dumicola, 5083 nucleotides long. Its product is annotated as endosome/lysosome-associated apoptosis and autophagy regulator family member 2-like. Gene Ontology annotation, cellular component: membrane. NCBI's taxonomy places the organism in Eukaryota, Metazoa, Arthropoda, Arachnida, Araneae, Eresidae. The record is from RefSeq and is a predicted model, not a curated record.